This is a messenger RNA of Exaiptasia diaphana, 2790 nucleotides long. RefSeq names its product interferon regulatory factor 1. Gene Ontology annotation, molecular function: DNA-binding transcription factor activity, RNA polymerase II-specific; RNA polymerase II cis-regulatory region sequence-specific DNA binding. Gene Ontology annotation, cellular component: nucleus. The transcript has 8 exons. The record is from RefSeq and is a predicted model, not a curated record. Lineage: Eukaryota; Metazoa; Cnidaria; Anthozoa; Actiniaria; Aiptasiidae. Bases 138 to 1286 code for a protein of 382 amino acids. Gene Ontology annotation, biological process: immune system process; regulation of transcription by RNA polymerase II.
UUCGGCGAAAAAAACGAAAGCUAAGAUGUAAAGGUUAUCCAGUUCAGACUCGAUUUGCGAGUGUGAGAGACUCCAUAAUUACGGUUCUAGUGCCAGUUUGUAUAAAUUCCUCUUCUAUACACUUUGUAUUUAAUAUAAUGCCAGUUGAAAAGCUACGUCUUCGUCCUUGGUUAGAAAACGCUCUCAAUACUGGUAACAUACCCGGUGUAAAGUGGUUGGACUUUAGAGAGAAGGUUUUUCAGGUUUCCUGGAAGCAUGCUUCAAGACAAGGCUGGAAUGUCGAGACUGAUGCUUGUAUAUUUAAAGAAUGGGCAAUUCACACUGGUAGAUACCGUCAGAAAUGCGACAAACCGGACCCGAGACGAUGGAAAGCCAACUUUCGAUGUGCUUUGAAUGCUUUGCCWGACAUAAAAGAACUYCAAGCCCGUGGCGUCACGCGGGGUAAUAACGCUUAUAAAGUCUAUCAGAUGCUUGCAAAAAAUACAGAGCACACUAAGGACAGAGCGAAAAAUAAUAAAGAGUCUGAUGUAUCGAAGGUGAAUCAAACAAGCACGGGCCAAUCAAAGUAUGACAAUGGCAUCAUAAGCCGUUCUCCUGCAACUGUCAUCAAACGACAUUCUGUAAUACACAAGUCGUCUACAGUGUUUCAGAACUCAGACAGCCGCCAUGCUAUCUGCACUACUCACCCUGUUCAUCCUCAGACACUGAUUCCUUAUUGGCCCACUUUAACAGCCUACUCUCCCCACCCUCACGUAAAAGACCAUGACUACUUGACCACGUGGUGUGACCCUAGACCGGAAAUGAGAGAUAUUGGUGUUAUGACGUAUCAAGAGAUCAAGAAAGAACCAAUCUCCCCGGACAGCCAUCAUGGACACUGUUGUCAGAACUACGAUCAGGACGCUGUCGUUGGUCUAACUGAUUAUCACUACAUUAACAACGUUAAAGAGGAAAAGACCAUACCUUGUGAUGAAGAAAUCCCAAAUGAUCAGGAAAUCAUAGAUCUGGUUGACAGUAUGUCACAAGACAGUGACACAUCUUCUAACGCUAGCGGCUCAUCAUAUGACGAGUAUGAUGGUGAAGUAAACAAUGAAGAACRACAUCUUAAUAGGUCACCACUUUCUAACGAUCCAAGAUCAAAAUCUCUUACUAUUCUAAAGCCCAGCAUACAUACUGAAGAUUACCUGUUCAUGUAUGAUUACCAGAGCACCGCUCAGGCUCCUCCUCCUCUGACACCAGAGAGUGCUAGUGAGAUUCUUAAGGGUAUCACGAACAACGAAUCGUCAUAAAGCGGGUCGACCACUAUCGUCCGGAACGAAACUUGUGAUUGAUCGAAUGCAAAGAAUUGUAGGAUUAUAUCAGACAAUGUCUGAUUGUUAAUUGUCAAUUGUCAAUUUUUUUAAGGAAAUAUUCAUUUUUUGUAUUGCAUGUCUCUCUUUGUUGUUUCAUCAAUCACAAUUUUUAUUCUAACAGUAGUGUACAGCUCCGUAAAGCCCCACAAACACAGAACAGUUGUUAUUGGGACUGUAGAUUAUAGUAUAUAGUACAUCCUAUAUUUCAUACCUAACGGGUUUUUUAAUCAACGAAACAUUCAACUGUAAAUGCACCAGUGAUUUAUCCUUCCCCUAAUGACAUCAUGUUUGUGUGUCGAGAGGUGCAUGUCGGGAUUAUUGAAAGUAUCAAGAUGGAAGAUGCGAAGAGCAUUACCUGCCAUCGAAGUGCCUAAGAUAACCGAUACCAAUCCUGAAUACUCAGAUGUCUGUACAUACACUAUUUAGUAUGCCAAAAGAAMAGUCACACCAAUACGCAAGUUUAAGUAUUGUUUCGCACGACAGGCCCACAUACAAAAAAAUACUUUCUUCAAUCCCAUAAUGCACCUCGCCAAACAUUGCAUAGCGUCGCAAAGAGCAUUACGAUUUCCUGUAGUCAAAUAAGGUCUGCUUGGUUUAGCUUUUUGACUUAUCUUGAUUAAUGUUGGCUGUAAAUUAACGCAUGUUGAUUAUAUUCAAAUGGUGAUGUUAGCACCGUUAGACACAGUGCAAAAUCUUCUAUGUAAUUAUCAGACGCAUAGAUUAAACGUGAAAGAAUGAUUUCAUUGGUUUGUAAAAGAUUUAGUAGAGCGUAUAUACUAAAAAAAUAUUGGACCUUUAUUCAGAAUUGAAUGUAUAAAUUAAUCCAUCCUCUCUGAAAUUUACCUUCCGUCUCGUCUCAGGGGGGGAUAUUUUUGUAGAAAGUGAAACUUAGACUUGAUCAGUUUUCAGGGCUGAAGCCCGUGUAAUAUACACAUAAAUAUAGAAAGAGUGAUUUUUUUUUAUAAUAUGAGCAAACAUCUAUAUAUAAUCAACUUCCACCUCAACCCUCAGACACCUAUAUUUUAAUUUACCGACUUUUCGUUGAGUCACUGGACACUGUCGCUAAUCUCGAGGUAUCCCUAUAUGUAGUGAGAGUUGACUGUAUAAGUGUACCUCACUAGUUAGAGAUAUUUAGUUAUCUACAUGUACAAUCUAUUGCAAAAUAACGUGUAACACCCUCCAUGGGUGUGUUACUACAACCUCCCCUCCCUGUGUGCAAUGUUGGUUUUCGCUUAGUUGAAGAAGGAAUCGCUUAAAAAUCGUCCUGGAUGAACGGUCCAACAAUUUACCGGGAAAAGGGGCGGGGGGCGAGGUGUUCCGUUUAUUUUGCAUAAGAUUGUAGGAUUCAGUACGAAGAAGUAUAUACAACAAAUGUACAAUGUUUUAAUAAACUUUGUAUGUUGGAUGAAUAAAAUAAACAAAUCGUUCAAAUCAGGCUUCA